Messenger RNA from Effrenium voratum, 2277 nucleotides. The record is from the annotation of a GenBank genome assembly. NCBI's taxonomy places the organism in Eukaryota, Dinophyceae, Suessiales, Symbiodiniaceae.
AUGUCUGAUGGGAAUGCUGAGAUCAGCACCCCAAGGCGGAGCCAGCGCUUGCGCUCUGCUCUCCAAGAAGGUCGCGCUGGCUUCAGUUCUGUGCUGAAGAGUGCUUCUUCGACUGAAGCCAAGCAGUGCGGUGCGUGCCUGCUGGAGAUUGACACGGUCAGCAGAGAUGGCGAAUUCGUGGCCAUUCUGGACGCUUGCCAGCCAGCACACUUCUUCCACGUGAGGUGCAUUUCCACCUGGGCCGCGCAGGAGAACACCUGCCCUUUGUGCAAGCAUCGUUUUGGCCGCAUUGGGAUUUAUGGCGUUGAUGGGGAAUUGCGACGAGUCUCCAUUGUCGAGGAACGCGAUCAACAUGAGGGCGAGCAGAACGAAAGCGACGAAGAUGAGCCUGUCUGCAGCGUAUGCCAACGGUCUGACGAUGACGAUGCCCUUCUUCUGUGUGAUGGACAACAUGGGCGAUGCAGCGGAGCUGCACACUUCUACUGCAUAGGGCUGCCGGGGGUUCCCGAGGGCGACUGGUUCUGCUUGCGCUGCCAGGAGCUUCCCCUGGUAGAUGCCCUGGGUUCUCAGCCAAGCACCCAGCUGGAUCCCCAGCCAGAUUCCCAGCUGGCAUUGCUGUCGGAGCAGAAAGCACAGCAUUCGGAGCAGCAGAAGGCAGAGCCCAAAUCAGAGCGGAAGGUGGCGCCCAAGGCAGAGCCGAAGGUGGCGCCAAAAGAGCGGAAGUUGGCGCCCAAAGCAGAGCCAAAGCCAAAGGCAAAGCCAGAGCCUGAAAUCGAGAUGCGCGUUACACCACCAAAACGUCGGCGGGAGUCGGAAAGAGGGCGAGAGCCGAAGCGUGUGAAGGAAGAGAAGGAAGUGAAGGAAGAGAAAGAAAGGAACGAGAGCCAUGGCGGCCCUCGGCCUCGGAAGGAUUCGAAUUGGAUCACCUGGACAGGUUCUUGCCUGCACGUGGAGCUGGGAGGGCGGCGCAUCAAAGACAAGGCUGCUGCGGCAGUGGGCAAGCUGGUGAGCUCCGCCCUGGAAAAGGCCAAUGCGAAGAAUGCGAAGAAUGCGAGCGCCGAUGGCCCCAAUGGCGCGAGCGUGGAUGUGGCGCUGAAUUUGGUGGGCAAUCGCUUGGGCAGCGAGGGCCUUGCAGCCCUGCUGGAGGCGGUGCAGAGCGCCGGGAGCCGCGUGUCCUAUCUGAACCUCGAGUGGAAUCGACUGAACGCGGCUGCGGCGAAGUGGCUGGCCACUCUGCGCCAGCCUGGCGGGCCACCUCAGCUGUUGCUGUCCCACAACCGGCUCGGCUCAUCCGCACUGCACCUGUUUCAGAGCUGGGGAGAGCAGUGGCGUCCCGGAAUGCCACCCCUUUGGAUCGAGGCCAAGCACAUUGGCAUUUGGGACCUGGAUGCUUUCCUGGAGCAGCUGUCCCAGCACUGCACCAUCUGCUUGGCCUUGGACCGGGACGUUUGCGGCCCCUCGAAAUGCGCUUCAAUGGCUGCGCUGCACCUCUUCGGGAUCUCGGAGCAAGAGUCCCCAGAGCCUGACGCCGAAGAAGAGUGUCCUGCUGUGUGCGAGGUGGCUAAACAGCGCAAAAUAGCCUCGGCGCUGGCACUCGUGCCGCAACGCUUAAGACUGCCGGAGCUGAAGGAGGAAGAGGAAGAUUUUGCGCAGGUGCUGAAGAAGCAGGCGAAAGCCGAACAGGAAGAGAAGACAGAUAAGAAGGUCAAGGUCUUCGCAGACCCCUACGAAGAGGAGCGCCAGCAACGGCGCGCUUGGGCCACCUCCUUGGGCAAGUUCGGGGUGAUUGAUCCGCCCGAGCAAGAUCUCCCUGCGCCGGCUCCUAGCUGUGGGAUGUGGGACUUGGUGCGUGCAGAGGCCAAGAAGAGACAGGCGCAAGCGGCCCCGGCGACCUCUCGGAGUGGGUCCUUUCAGAGCAGCUCCAAGGAGUCUCUUUCCCAAAGCCCUGCGGAAGGCGAGCAAGGCAAGCAAGGCAAGCAGCUCAGAAGAGCGGCGUCCUGGGAUGAGUGCAAGGCUUUGAAGGCGGUGGUGGAGCUUCGCGUGCGCCGCUCCGACCUUUGGGCUGCACUCACCAUCACGGAAUCUGAGAAGCGGCUGCGGAGCAGGUGUUUAGUAGAAGAGCUUUGCAAGCAGGUGUGGCAGCAGUACUCCAAGGUGGCAACGUCUUCGGCCGGAAGCUGGGAAGGCUACUUGAAGACGUCACUGGGCCAUCAGCGGGUGCACCAAUGGCUCGACAAGAAGCUGCAAGGGGCGGUAGAUGCGUGCAGGAGAGUGUAA